Cyclocybe aegerita is the source of this 690-nucleotide messenger RNA. The record is from the annotation of a GenBank genome assembly. Lineage: Eukaryota; Fungi; Basidiomycota; Agaricomycetes; Agaricales; Hemipholiotaceae.
AUGCAGUUGAAAUUUGCUUUGACCGUUCUGGCCUCCUUGGUUACGAUGGUUGCCUCGACGUAUACCUCUUCCAACCAGCAGAAUUGCAAGAGCAAUCAGUUCUGGUGGGCCGGCCAGAAGUGUUGCUUGGAUAAGGGUGGCCCGAAGACCCCUCCUGCUCCCCCUAAGGGCACUAACUGCCCUCCUACCAGCUACUACUGGGAGCCCAAGCGCGGAUGCUGUGUCCCUCGUAACCCUCCGCCUACCAACCCCCCUCCCCCUCAGUGCCCCAAGAACUGGACUUGGUACCCUGCCAUCUACAAAUGCCUCCCUACCCCUACACCCCCCACACCUCCUCCCAGCACUCCUUCCAAGUACAACGGCGGAUAUAACAACCAUGGCAAUAACAAUCACGGCUACGGCUAUGGCUAUGGCGGCCACAAGAAGCGCUCCGCUAAGUCGCGAUCCACUCUCUGCCCGACCGGUUUGGAUGCCUGCCCCGUCUCUAGCCUGACAGGGGAUUACGAAUGCCUUGACACCGCGACCGAGCUCGAAUCUUGCGGUGGUUGUACUUCGCAAGGCAAGGGCCAGGAUUGCACCAAGAUUGAGGGCGCAUGGAAUGUCGGUUGUGAACAAGGAUCUUGUGUCGUCUACACUUGCGCUGGAGGUUUCCAAAUCGGCCCCGACGGGAAGACCUGUGUCGAGCUCUAA